AUUGGCUUGUACUCCUUAAAUGAGACUAUAUUAAAUAUUAUUAGAAUUGGGUUCAGAACGAGAACCUCUGAGGAGUGUUUAGUUAUUCACCUAGCAAAUGAGCAAGUAGUUUGCCUGUAACAUGCCAAGAGAACUUGGAACUAGAAGCACUAUGUUCAUGUCCUUUAAAAAAAAAAAAAUCAUAACCAUCGGUCCUUGAAAAUUCCUCCCCACCACCUGGUCGUUUGCUAAACCGAGUAAUUGCCACCUUCCUCAGAGCGAUGAACUAAAAAUUAAAGGAGAAAAUUAUGUGAAAGUGCUUUAUAAACUGUCAAGUGCCAAACAUACUUAAGGGGUUAUAGUAGUAGGAAAUGGUGCCUUCCAAAGAUUAAUCACGUAGAAAAUGUUAUAAGCAUACAUGAUUGAUUUCCAUAUUCAAACCAUGACAGAUUCUUGUCGCCACAAUGAGGCAAGUGAUUGAAAUCUGGAGGGAGAAACUAAUAAUUCAGUGUUUUUAGUUGAUUUGGAGAUACUAGCUUCACAUUCCCAUAGAGGAAUAUGCAGCAUUUUUGGAGUUUAUAUUUAAAAGUCAUUGUAAUCGUGAAUUGCCUAGAAAUUCAGCCAUUGAGCGGGAAUUUUCUUAGGAUUCUGAACAUCACCCAGAGCACUAAUGGGAGGCUGAGGCUACCCCCCUCCUCCAUCUCCAGGGAGCUUCCAGCUGCCCUUUCCACUCCUAGGAAAGCUAGCGGAGUGCGUGAGAGAAAGGGGGUUCAGCUUGCACACGGAAUGAUGAAUCCUGUCUGUGUCUUAUUUCGGAUGCGAGUCCCGAGACAUUUCAUCCUGCUCUGAGGAGUCCCACUGACUGGAACAGUACAGGGCAGGCAGAUGACGGCGACUUCUCGGUUCUCCAUCCCUUUUCCGAGAUGCCACCAUCGGCUUCUCGGGCCCAGGCGAAGGCGACAGAGCCUGCAGAUUGGGUUGAGGGAGGACGGUGCGCACGACCAACCCCUGCGCACAAACCCCACGGGGCCGCGGGGGCGGGGCGGGCAGGGGUCAGCGCCCCUCCCCGGGGCGGGGCUCGCCUGGGCUCCCCGCGCUCCGCAGCACCGCGGGGCUACAGCGGCAGCGGCGUGCAGGGAGCCGGGCGCGAUGUACCUCCGCAGGGCGGUCUCCAAGACCCUGGCGCUGCCUCUGCGGGCGCCCCCAGGCCCCGCGCCGCUCCGGAAGGACGCAUCUCUUCGCUGGAUGUCAUCUAACAAAUUCCCUGGAUCAUCCGGAUCAAAUAUGAUCUAUUAUCUGGUUGUAGGUGUCACAGUCAGUGCUGGUGGAUAUUAUACUUACAAGAGAAUCACAUCAGAGAAAGCCAAACACAGCGAUCAUAUAACGAAUCUGAAAGAAAAAACCAACGCAGCGUUACAUCCACUUCCAGGUGAAAAAGAGAACCUUGUGGGUGCCGAGGAAGCCAGUUCAGAAGCCCCCGAAGUACCUUCAGUGGAAGCUCCGGUGGUGGACGCUGCAGAGCUUCCCAGUGCUACAGUUGCCGUCAUCAAAGAGGCUUCCCCCUGUCCAGACGAUGCGGAGGCUGCUGCCGAGGAGACCGCUGCCGCUGGUGCUGAAACUGGGUCAGAGGUGACAGAUGUGGGGACGGGAGAAACCGCAGAGGUCAGCACUGAAACCACGUCAGAGGUUACCAGCGCAGUUCGGGAUGAAGCUGUUGCCAUCGAUAGUGAUAAAGGUACAACCGAGAACGAAAGCUGUGGUGAAUAUGCUGAACUGGAAGAAAAUUCUCCAGUUGAGUCAGAAUCCUCUGCUGGGGCUGAUUUACAGGAAGAAGCCAGUGUUUGUUCUGAGGCCGCCUCAGCCCAAGGCUAAUCUCAUGCAGAUUGACACGUGGGCAAAAAAUGCCACAGAGGGUCUGAUAGGUGUUUUUGUAGUUUCAGUAACCUUAGAUUUUAAAAAGGCUUCUUUUCUAGAAAAUGUUAGUGUGCCUUGAGGAUUUGGGGUAUCUACUGAUAGAUUUCAGGAUCGAGAGAAUGGAGAUUUUGCGUGCUGAAUAGUUUUCUACUCUCUGGGAUCAGAAUAUGACAUGUAAAGAGCUUCAAGAGUUUCACCUGUGGAUUUAAAUUUUCUAUCAUAGGAAUGGAGCUAUCUAUACAACCUGCAUUCACUUUAAUUUUGCUAUAAUUUUACCUUUCUUUAAUGUAUGUAAA
Molecule: messenger RNA, 2189 nt
Organism: Globicephala melas (long-finned pilot whale)
Lineage: Eukaryota; Metazoa; Chordata; Mammalia; Artiodactyla; Delphinidae
Gene: MGARP
Product: mitochondria localized glutamic acid rich protein
Biological process (GO): anterograde axonal transport
Cellular component (GO): mitochondrial outer membrane; mitochondrion
Source: RefSeq, a predicted model, not a curated record